AUGGGGCUGAAUGAGAGUUACAGCCAUGUAAGAAGUGCAGCGUUGCUGAAAAGGCCAGUCCUUACUGUGAACCAAGCUUAUGCAGUUGUAGUACAGGAGGAGAGUCAGAGGGAAUUAGGAUUGGGGAAGAAGCCAGGACUUAUUUGUGAACACUGUGGGUACAAAGGGCAUUUAAAGGAUAACUGCUACAAGAUCAUUGGGUACCCAACAGACUUCAAAAGCAAGAAAAAAGGUCAAUUUCCUGCCAAAUCUUAUGCUAACAAUGUCAAUGGGGAAAAUGAUGUUACAAUGAACAAGCAGCCACAGGGGAACUGUAUGACUGAGGAUCAAUACAAGCACCUAGUGAGUCUGUUGACAAAGUCAUCAGUGGAAGGGAGUUCCAACAACACAGCAGGCUCAGCAAACAUGACAAGUAUAAAGUCACUAUUAUCUAAUGCACAAUCAUAUGAUUGGAUAGUGGAUUCAGGAGCAUCACACCAUAUCACCUUUUGCAAGGAAGUUUUAGAAAAAUUAAGGAGAGUUAAUAGAGGAAAUAGUAGUGGAGUCCAAAUACCUACAGGAGGAAGAUCAGAAAUAGUACACACAGGAGAUGCAACAAUACUAGAAGGGCAGAAGAUUAGGAAUGUUUUAUAUGUGCCUGACUUUAAGUUCAAUAUCAUUUCAGUAUCCAAGCUGACUAGAGAUUUAUGUUGUUCAGCAUGCUUCUACCCUAGUUUUUGUGUGUUUCAAGGGCUUUACUAUGGCAGGAUACUGGGGAUUGGUAGAGAAGAUGAAGGAUUGUACAUAAUUAGAGGUGAAGAGGAGGAAAUAGUAGCUGGCUCAGUCAAAAAGGAAGAAAUAAUGCAGUAUUGUGGCAUCAAUGGAUGGGACAUGCAUCCACAGAGUAGACUGAAGUUUCCUAUUAGUAGUCAUCAAUCUGACUGUAUUUUCCAACUUGUGCAAAUAGAUGUCUGGGGACCAUACAAAGUAGCUACUUAUGAAAAGAGGCAUUACUUUGCAACCAUAGUAGAUGACUAUAGAAGAACUGCAGUGUAUUUGAUCAAUAAGUUGCCUACAACUGUGCUGAACGGAAAGUCUCCAUAUGAAAAGCUCUAUGGGAGACAACCUAAAGUGGACCAUCUGAGGGUGUUUGGGUGUCUUUGUUAUGCCAGUACAUUGCCAAGUGGAGACAAAUUUGCAGCCAGGGCAAAGAAAUCAUUAUUCAUUGGAUAUUCAAAGGUGUAUAAGGGAUAUAGACUGUAUGAUCUGGAAUCCAAUAGAUUUUUUGCUUUGCCUAGUGAACCUGAGAAUCUGUUCCUUCCUGAUGUUGAUUGCCCAACAAUUGCUAGGGAUCAACCUAUUUCAGCAGCAGAUAAUGAUCUGGGGAUAGCCUCUCAAUAG
Molecule: messenger RNA, 1380 nt
Organism: Nicotiana attenuata
Lineage: Eukaryota; Viridiplantae; Streptophyta; Magnoliopsida; Solanales; Solanaceae
Exons: 5
Coding region: 1-1380 (459 amino acids)
Source: RefSeq, a predicted model, not a curated record